Molecule: messenger RNA, 465 nt
Organism: Microthlaspi erraticum
Lineage: Eukaryota; Viridiplantae; Streptophyta; Magnoliopsida; Brassicales; Brassicaceae
Source: the annotation of a GenBank genome assembly
AUGACGCGUACAUUCGGCAUAGCAGAUACCGCGACUGAGACAAAAUGGCUAGAACUGGUGACUGCUAAGAUCCAAUUAAGUCUGGAGGGCCAGGGGAACCUCGUGGAUGUGGAGGGUUUGUGGAAAACUUCGCUGGAUAACCAACGAGGAGCGAAGAGGAUCCGCCAAAACAGGAGAUCGAACCAGAUAGGUCUAGGCGAAAUAUGGGCGAUGGAGGACGAAAUACGGCGGCAACGGAGGGAGAAACAGCUUCAGGGGAUAAACGGCUUCAGGGGAGCGAGAAACCAUAUAAGGCGGCCAGAGGGAGAGCUACACGGGAGACACAUGAUGGAGUCAUGGAGAUGGAAACCGAUGAGCGGCGGUGGACUCGGACUUCAUGCAUGGGUGAAAGGUUUAGCAAUUAGCACAAUAAGAGGCGUAAUUUGCAAGGUUAACAAAGUUAGUAAAUCAAUAUAUUUUGCAUGA